AAUUAAGCUGUGCAAUUGGCUGCCAGAUCCAAAUUUGAAAAUCAGCUUUCUCGAAUUCACCGAAACAAGUGUCAACAUUUAAACAAUUAACAAGCGAAGUGUACAAAGAACAAGAGGCUAAGCUGACAGUAACCCUAUUGUUGAUCGAGGCAAUUUACAUUUUGUUGUCAAUGUGACACGCUUGGCUUUCAGUGAAAGAAGACACAUCUUGAUGCAAGUCUCCGCACAAUAGCAGAGGUAAGACGGGUGUGCGAACAUAAAGGACGCUUUUAAUUUGGCGUUAGUCGUAAUGAGAAAAUAGCCCAUUCAUUUUAUCAUUACAAAAAGAACUCGACAAAGAGAAAGGGUCCUUUGAAUCGCGAUGGGAAAGAGUGAUUUGGGUAUGUUGUUGAAAACAUAGACUUACACAAUCUUGAACGUGUUUUUUCGAAGACAUGCCACACACUGGUCUGUUUACCCAGGUUGAUCCAGUUUUGGAAUUACGGAGAUAUAACAUGGCACCUUCAAUGACACAUGGGAAAGGUACAAAUCGCAUUAAGAGUGCCAAAAAUGAAUCAAUAAUGACUGGGAUUGGAAAAGAAAGACUGAAGUCGAGAGAGAGAAGUAAAACUCUUGAUGUCGUACCUUCGAUUGCGGGUUACCAUGUUACAAAACAUUGGAGUCGUGAGGGAUCGAGUUUAAUCGAACAAUAUUCUUCUAAGAAAGUAAAUUUCUCCUCGAAGCCUUUACAGUUAUCUCGCCCAAACGCAAAACCAGGUAUCAGUUCGUCAAAAUCAAGAGGAAAAGUUGGCGACAUUUCUGCUAAAGUUAAACCAACAAAGCCUUCAGGGCAAGCGAUCGAAAUGAUAAAAGGCAAGCUACCUACGGCUGGAAAAAGACGUGGAAGUGAAACGCCAUCGUUGUUGAUGGUUACAUCGAGAAAAAGGUCGCUGUCUAUUCCUUCUGAUGCUAAAGAACAUUAUUCUAUUACAACAAUAGUUAAAGCAAGAAGCUUAGCAAUGAAAUGGCGGGGUCGGCAAGGGAAGCAGAGCCGAAGACAAACCAUUCUGCCCACCAUCACCGAUAAUACAUCAAAGUUUUCGCUUUGUGCGAAUGUAAAAUGCAGCCCUCAGUUCGAGGAGGUGAUAAAACUUUUGGAAGGAGAUCAUAAUGUUGAAGACGCUGUGAGUGACAUGAAAUCUCUACAGCUAAAGUGACGCUGUUAAUUUCAUCAAAAUCUAAGAGACGUUUUUCACGGAUUUUACCAUCUACAUGUACAACUAGCCCUUAUCGACGCGUUUCCGUUAAAAAUGAUACUUUGGAUGAUAUACAUCAGUAUGAAACGCGUUGGACAAAAACGAGAGGCGUUCAUGUCUUGAUAAAAAGAUGUUGCAUGGUGCGUUUUUAGCCUAAAAAAUUUAAUAUACACUUGCAAUUGUUCGUCAAGCAGAAAAAUCAAUCUUCAUGUGUUAUUGAAAUUUCUUCAGCUUGUACAAAUGUACAUCGUAACACAUAGUAUUAAACCAAGCUGUUUAUAUAAAACUUUUGAGAGAGGAAACCAGAAUUACUGCCCGAUUUCAACUAAUUUUUCAGUCGAACCCAUGAGAGCUGUAAAAUUAGCUAUUUUAGUUCUCGGAAUAAUAAAUUUCUUGGCUUGGACAGGAACCAAUAUAUCACUAAUCAUAAUUUUCUUUUCGCGUUUAGGUGUCAAUUAGCGCACAAAGCGAUGUUACGGUGGAAAUUUGCAUCUGAAAAAGAAAAAAAAGUAAACAAGUGUGCAUGAAAUACAAAUGACUGACACAAGAAUGACGCCUUAUUCUCGUGGCAAUCUAAUUAAAAAGAAAUAACAUUCUGCAGCAAUCGAAUUAUCUUUUUAGUGAAGUAGCACUCCUACAUCCAAAUUACACGAACGGUUUUACAGAAGCGACUCUUGCAUCUAUGUUGAGUUUGCAUUUCUACCUGCCCCCAAGUAAUUAGGAAUUAGCGACCGCCUUAAUUCCUCUUAAUUGACUCACUCAUGAUUGUUAGUUAUUGCGCGUUUUACACCAGGCAAAGAGGUGCUUCAAUUUAACAUAUAAUUAAAAUAUCUUGCGAGGUCAUUUCGGCAA
This is a messenger RNA of Pocillopora damicornis (cauliflower coral), 2087 nucleotides long. RefSeq lists its product as uncharacterized. The record is from RefSeq and is a predicted model, not a curated record. Lineage: Eukaryota; Metazoa; Cnidaria; Anthozoa; Scleractinia; Pocilloporidae.